Messenger RNA from Globicephala melas (long-finned pilot whale), 2617 nucleotides. NCBI's taxonomy places the organism in Eukaryota, Metazoa, Chordata, Mammalia, Artiodactyla, Delphinidae. The record is from RefSeq and is a predicted model, not a curated record.
AUGGCUGGGUUUUGUUGUAUUUGGAUUCCUAACUUCGGACUUAUAGUCAAACCUCUAUAUGAGUCUCUCAAAAGAAAUGCCAAUGAGCCAUUAAGCUGGACUGCGAAAUGCCAGGAGUCAUUCCGUACCAUCAAGGAGAAAAUUUCAACAGCCCCAGCACUUGGUCCCCCAGACAUUAGAAAGUUAUUUGAUCUUUUUGUGCAUGAAAGACAGAGCAUGAGUCUUGGAGUGCUAACUCAAAAUUUAAAUACUGCCAGAAGGCCAGUAGCUUACUUUUCCAAACAAUUGGAUGUUGUAACUCAAGGAUGGCCAGUUUGCCUCCGGGCUGUGGCUGCAACCUGGGACCUUUUACAAGAAGCUGAAAAAUUUACUCUGGGUUGUUCUACCACUGUGCACACCCCACAUCGUGUGCAACUUUUACUUGAACCAAAGGGCCGAUAUUGGCUUACUUUGGGGAGACUGGGCAAAUACCAGGCCAUACUAUUUGACAACCCAAAGGUAACAUUAAAAGAAGUAUCUGCUUUAAACCCAGCCACUCUGCUCCCCGGAAGAACCUGUUCACGAUUGUACAUGAAAACAGAAGAACCUGUUCACGAUUGUAUACAAAAAAUUGAAGAAGAGUAUUCUAGCAGACCUGACCUGACUGAUCAGCCUUUAGAGAAUCCAGAUAUGGAAAUGUUUGCAGUCGGGAACAGCCUCAUGGAUCGUGGACUCCGAAAAGCUGGAUAUGCAGUGGCAACUCAUCAGGAGGUCGUAGAAGCAGAAGCUCUCCCUCCAGUUACGUCUGUCCAGAAGGCAGAGCUCGUAGCCCUCAGGAGAGCCCUGCAUCUUGGAGCUAAGAAAAAGGUAACCAUUUAUACUGCUUCUAAGUAUGCCUUCUCUGUCAUGCAUGCACAUGGGGCCAUGUGGAAAAAGAGAGGUCAACUAACAUCAGAAAAGAAAAAAAUUAAACAUGCAGAGGCGAUACUGGCCUUAUUAAACUCUGUUUUUAAUGCCGGAAGAAGUAGCCAUAGUACAUUGCCCGCACCAAAAGACUGAUAGCUGUAUAGCUAAAGGAAAUAGUUUGGCUGAACACGUAGCAAAACAGGCGACCAGAGCCAAACACCCUAGCACUCAUUCAAAGUGUGGACCUGUCCCUGUUUAAGACUCAGCAUUCAGAAAUGGAUCUAGAGAGAGAUGAUGAUGGGGAUUUCACACUGACUCUUGAGACAUAGAUGGUGAUCAGUACCAAACAAACAAAGAAGGCUGGAUAUAUAAUGAACAGGGAUUAGUGCUUAUGCCCCAACAUUUAAUGGAAAGAAUUAUCACUCAUCUACAUCAAGGAACCCAUUACGGGAAGGAUGCAACCUAUCAUUGGCUACUAAAGUUUAUUGUUAGUCCAUAAAUGCAAAGGACCAUCCAAAAGGUAAUACAAAAUUGCCUGAUUUGCACCAGAAACAAUCCUAAAGCCGGGCCACCUCCAAUAUUCAAAGGAGUGCAAACCCGAGGGACAGAACCAAGAGAUGCCUGGCAAAUAGACUUUACUGUUAUGCCAAGAGCCAUGGGACAUUAUAGAUAUUUGCUGGUAUUUGUGGACACCUUCACAGGACGGGUCAAAGCUUUUCUGUGCUGGAGAGAGAAAUCUUCCUAGGUAAAAAGGCCUUACUAAAAGAAAUUAGCCCUCAUUUUGGGUUGCCUCUUUCCAUUCAAAGUGACAGUGGAGGAGCUUUCAUAGCCAAGGUAACGCAAGGGGUAUCUGGGGCCCUCGGACUACAAUAGAAGUUACAUGCUUCAUGGAGCCCUUAUGACUGAAAUGAUGAAUCAUACCUUAAAAGAGACAAUCACCAAAGUAUGUUAAGAAACCAACUUCACUUGAGAUAAUGUCUUAACAGUUGUCCUGCCGAGGGUAAGAGUAGCCCCUAGAAGCAAGCGCCACUUGAGCCCUUAUGAAAUGUUAACAGGAGACCCUUCCUUAAGACUAAGUAUUAUUGCUGUCUUGAAAGUGAUCUCAUUGUAAAAGAAGUAGAUACUAUAAAAUGUGUACAGUCCCUUGGUGCUAUCUUAUUUUCUGUAUAUAAAUAUGCCUCUAGCCAAUUACCAUUUCCUGCAGACAUUCCUGUGCACUGCAUAAGCCCAGGGAAUUGGGUCCUCCUCAAACUUGGAAAAAUGACUGCCCUGAGGAUCAACUGCAACCCAAGUGGAUUGGAGCCUAUGAAGUCCUUCUGGUUACACAUUCUUCAGUAGAGCUGAAAGGAGUUAAACCUUGGAUACACCCCUCCAGAGUUGUUGACUAAUCAAAUCUUGAGUUAUUCUACAGAGACAGCACUUCCAUGUGCAAGACAGGAACCCAUGUCUCCAGGAUGACACCAGAACCAAGAAUCUUCAGUCUGCAGAACUCAAACAAUAGACAUGUUGCCACUGGAGCCCUUUACCAAGCAAGAAGUUCUUCAGUAAGAAAAAUCCAGCUUCCAGCUGCCCAAAUAGCUUGAUUCCAAUCAGCUUCUGACUGUCAACACUAGCCAAUAAGCUUGUGAAAUUCUUCUAACUUACAUUUUGCCCUGAACCCUGGACAGGGAGACAGAUUUGAGCCCUGCCUCCUGUCGGUUGACUCACAAUAAAAUGCUUUCUUUUCUUAAAA